Diachasma alloeum is the source of this 3520-nucleotide messenger RNA. RefSeq names its product facilitated trehalose transporter Tret1. Gene Ontology annotation, biological process: transmembrane transport. Gene Ontology annotation, molecular function: transmembrane transporter activity. The record is from RefSeq and is a predicted model, not a curated record. Lineage: Eukaryota; Metazoa; Arthropoda; Insecta; Hymenoptera; Braconidae. Gene Ontology annotation, cellular component: membrane. The transcript has 9 exons. The coding region runs from base 256 to 3159 and encodes 967 amino acids.
CGUUGAAGACCGCAUAAAGCAAGGAAAUGCCCACAUUUAGCGGCUAACAUGCAGUUUGAAAGAUUACAAAGUGACAAUUGCAUAGAUGAGGUAAUAAAUACAUUCAAAGAAGAUUCAAAAAAUAGGAGUCACGGUAGUCGCGGAAGAGAGGGAAAUGUGAUAGUGUUGAUAUAAACUGUCUUCGGCGUCUGGUCCAGCAUUAAUCAAAGAGAAAAAAAACUAUUCAGUUCACUGGUGACGUUGGGAGCAGUUGAAAUGUCUAAAAUUCCACCUGCGGUUUCCGGAACAUGGCGUCAAUAUGCCGCAGCACUGACGAUCAACAUGGCAACAAUAGCGACAGGCAUAUCAGCCGGUUGGACAUCGCCAAUGAUUCCCCGUCUGCUAGCUGCGGAUACACCAGUUGGUGACGAGCCAAUGACACUAGAUCAGAUAUCCUGGCUGUCAUCAGUCACCUGCAUUGCGCCCCUAUUUGCGCUUCCAUUGUGCAAUAUUUUGUCUGAGAGAUUUGGCAGAAAAACAUUGGGAUGUCUCAUGGCAAUUCCCAUGGGAUUGUGCUGGCUCCUCACGCUUCUCGCCACCAAUUUCGUAUUUCUCCUCAUCGCGAGAAUCCUAGAAGGCAUGGGCAAUGGAAUGAUCAUCUUCCUAGUGCCAAUUUACAUAGCUGAAAUUGCUAGUGACGAUGUCAGAGGAAAACUCGGAAGUUUCUUGGGAGUUGCUGCGAAUUUUGGACUCCUUCUGGGAUUCAUACUUGGCGCUGUCAUGUCUUAUCAGAUGUUCGCUAUAUGCGGGAUGAUAGUGCCAAUUGUGUUCCUAGGUGGAUUCUUAUUCAUGCCUGAAACACCGAUCUAUCUUCUACGAAAAGGGCGAAAGGAAGAAGCUACUAGGUCUCUGAUGUGGCUCAGGAACAACGAUAAGGUGACAGUCGACAGCGAAUUGCGUCGCAUUGAGAAAAUGCUGGAAAAAGAAGUCAUGAUUUCCAGCAAAAAAGUCAGCUUUAAAGAUCUGUUCAGGAACCGAGGGACCAUUUGGGGAUUUGUCAUUGCACUCGCCUUACUUCCGGGUCAACAAACCUCGGGAAUUACUAUCAUUUUUACGUAUGCAGCGACAAUUUUCGAAUUGGCCGAAACAUCAUUGGAUCCAAAUUCCGCAGCAAUAGUCCUCGCAAUAAUGCAAGUGUUCGGCUCGAUUCUAUCAACAGCGACGAUUGAACGUGCGGGAAGACGAUUUCUCCUUCUGUUUUCAUGCGGUGGAAUGGCAGUUUGUCACAUCGUGCUGGGAUUAUUUUUCCUAUUUCAAUUUCUCGAUUAUAAUUUAUCAACCAUCAACUGGUUACCGAUCGUCACUCUGUCGUCGUACACAAUACUAUAUUGCCUUGGUCUAGGCCCAGUGGCAUUUGUGGUUUCCAGUGAAGUCCUCAGCUCUGAUAUAUCAGGUUUCGCCAAUUCUGUAGCAAUGUCAAUCGGGUGGAUCAUAUGCUUCGUUGUCAUCAAAGGUUUUCCAUUUGCUCGAGAUGCAAUUGGAGGCCACGGAUGUACUUUUAUUCUCGCAUUGUGCUGCACAUGUACUUUCUUGUUUACAUACUUUGCCAUCCCCGAGACCAAAGGGAGAUCGAUCGAGUCUAUCGUGAAGGAGUUGAAUGUUUCAUCGAAAAAAUCGAAAAGCAAUGAUUGUGAACUGUCAAUUAAACAUUAUCAACAGACACAAUCAGGUGGGUUCGAGAUGUCGAAAAAUUCAGCGGAGGGCUCUGGAAUUUGGCGACAAUAUGUUGCAGCAUCAAUCAUAAACAUAGCAGCAAUUUCAACGGGCGUAUCAAUCGGCUGGACUUCGCCGAUAAUUCCUCAAUUGCAAGAUGCAAAUACACCAGUUGGUACCGAGCCAAUGACGCAGGAUCAGAUAUCCUGGUUGACAUCAACUUUUUGCAUAGCAGGACUAAUCUCUCCACUAUGCAGCACAAUCUCCGAAAAAUUUGGGCGAAAGCCACUCGGCUGUGCGAUAGCCAUUCCCCUGGGAUUGAGCUGGCUCCUGACAAUCCUCGCGCAAGAUUUCACAUGUCUCCUUGUCGCGAGAGUCUUUACCGGCAUGGGCGGUGGCAUGACAAUUUUCCUCGUCCCCAUCUAUGUAGCUGAAAUAGCGCCUGACGAGGUUAGAGGAAGACUCGGGAGUUUCCUAUUGUUCGCAAUGAGCAUUGGAAUUCUCCUGAGUUUUAUUCUCGGAGUUGCCAUGUCCUAUCAGAUGUUUGCGAUAUGUGGAAUGAUUCUGCCGAUUGUGUUCGUCAGUGCAUUUGUUUUUAUGCCGGAGACACCGGUCUAUCUUCUGAGGAAAUGUCGCAUUGAGGAAGCUACAAGAUCCCUGAUGUGGCUUUGGAACAACGAUAAAGCAACUGUGGAUCGAGAGCUUAUUCGAUUGAGAAAAAUCAUUGAAGCAGAUGCAAGGUCCACCAAAUCUGUGGGCUUCAAGGAUCUGGUGCGAGAUCGUGGAACCAUAAAGGGCUCCCUCAUCGCAUUUGCCCUUCUGCCGGGACAACAGGCCUGCGGAAACUCUGUCGUCCUUACGUACAGCGCGACAAUAUUUCAGCUGGCAGGAUCCUCGUUAAGUCCAAAUGGUUCAGCUAUAGUUCUCGGAGUAGUGCAAUUGAUCGCGUCAUUCUUGUCAACAGCGACAAUUGAACGUGUUGGAAGACGCUUGCUCCUCCUGAUCUCCUGCGGGGGAAUGGCCAUUUGUCACGGUCUUCUGGGCUUAUUCUUUCUAUUCCAAGCUUUGGAUUAUGAUAUGUCGAUCUUCAGAUGGGCCCCAGUCAUCGUUCUAUGCUGCUUCACAACCCUUUACUCCAUUGGUCUGGGACCAGUGGCAUUUGUUGUGGCGUCUGAAGUACUAAGUUCUGAAGUCGCAGCAUUCGCUAAUUCGAUAGCCAUGUCGACGACGUGGAUUGUCUUUUUUACAGUUAUUAAAGGCUUUCCGUUGGCUAAUAGUUUAAUCGGAAGCUAUGGAUGCUUCUUCGUUUUCUCAUUGUGCUGCACAUGUACAUUUUUAAUAACGUACUUCAUCGUUCCUGAGACCAAAGGAAGACCGAUUGAAUCCAUACUUAGAGCGUUGAACGGUCCAGCCGAGAAGUCGAAAGGGGACUCUGCAUGCAAUGGGAAUUCCAUUGAAAUUCAGUAGACGGUAUUGUAUAUAGUGAUAUUUAUAGUCGCGUGGAGAAGGCGGAAGACAACAAGUAACUCAGGGAUACCCGUUGAAAGUGUGACACAAUUUUUUUUCAAAUGUUAGAAGUAUUAAGAGCACAAUUUUAGAUCAUUUGAGAGAUGAUGAGUGAUAUUUUUGGUCGCAAUGCAAUUGAUUCCGCCGACGAUGUCCCAUAAGUUUUACCUUUCAAUUGACCCGAUUAUAAUCUACUCCUGAAUGAUAACAAGCCGCAAGUAUCGGCAGCCAAAGGACUUUCGCUCUCUCGUACAAUUAUAUCAAUUGCGAUCAACCGUGUUCAAGUAAAUAAACUCUAUUACGUCCUGAGAAAUUCAUCAAA